Messenger RNA from Sclerotinia sclerotiorum 1980 UF-70, 483 nucleotides. RefSeq lists its product with no specific name. Bases 1 to 483 code for a protein of 160 amino acids. Gene Ontology annotation, biological process: chorismate metabolic process; salicylic acid biosynthetic process. The transcript has a single exon. Gene Ontology annotation, molecular function: chorismate mutase activity. The record is from RefSeq and is a predicted model, not a curated record. NCBI's taxonomy places the organism in Eukaryota, Fungi, Ascomycota, Leotiomycetes, Helotiales, Sclerotiniaceae.
AUGAAAUUCACCACCAUUUCCCAAACUCUCCUCCUCGCUUUCUCUCCUCUCGCCAUCUCCGCCACAACCCCUACACAAGUCUCCGACCCCGCGUCUGUAUGCUACAACUCUCCAGUCCCCACUCCAUCACCAAUCAACACGAACCGCACCAUUCCAUGGGGUACCCCCUCCUACACCCUUCCUAAUGGAACAACAUGCUGUGAUUCCCUUGAUCAAGUCCGCGCCGGAAUUAACGACAUCAACGCCCAACUCGUUGACCUCCUAGCUCAAAGAGCUGCAUAUGUACGAGAAGCGACGAGAUUCAAGGCAACGUUGGGUGAUGUGAAUGUGCCGAGUAGAAAUCAGGAGGUUAUUGAUGGAGCGGUAGCGUUGGCGAAUCAGACGGUGCCGAGAUUACCGGAGGAGAUCGCUAGGGGUGUUUUUGAGGCGAUUAUUAAUGAGAGUGUGCCGUUUGAAGAGUGUGUUUGGGCGAUUUCUUCUUAA